AUGGGAGUUGAAGAGAUUGCUAUGCUCUCGUACCCAUCAAUGGGAUGUGAAGAUAUUCUUGUGCUCUUGUACCCAUCACUUAUGAAGUUUGACAAAUAUAAGAGUAAGGUGAUCAAGGGGAAGCUGCCCUACAAGUUUCCCUUUUGGUUUUUACCUAUGGAUGAAAAUGCUUCAAACUCUUUGAAGCAUUUACAUCUGGAUAGUUUUAUUCUUAGACCAUCUUCUCAGUUUUUUGCUGCAUUCUACUGUUUGAUAACCCUUCUACUGGAAUAUACAUUGCUUUCAAGAGACUUUAUUUCUCUUGCCUUCGAUCACACUUUCAUCAUGGGAAAGGAAGAAGAAUCAAACAUCAACUCCACUUUUUUCUCCAAUCAACAGGCACACCUCUUCAAUUUGCUUUCUGCGCUCACACCAAAUCAAUGUCAACAACUUAUAGCAGCUAUAUCCAUGGACUUGGCUACGGGAAGGACGAUUGGCUUGGGUAAACAGCGAGGAGGCCUUUACUAUAUGUCGCUGCUAAACACAGCCUCGCUUUCUUGCCAUGUUUCCCACACAUCCAGCCUAUGGCACCAGCGUCUUGGCUACCCACUCCAUUAUUAUCCAACAAAUCACCCUAUGAGAGACUGUACAAUCGACCCCCCCACACUUGCUCACCUUAAGGUAUUUGGGUGUCUUUGCUAUGCCACUGUUGUUCAACCAUUACAAAAAUUUGAUUCACGUGCCCGUCGUUGUAUUUUUGUUGGCUAUCCAACAGGUCAAAAGGGCUAUAGGCUUUAUGAUUUGGCUACAAAACAAUUUAUUGUUAGCAGGGAUGUCAAAUUCCAUGAACAUAUUUUUCCUUAUUCAUUUGCACCCCGAGAUGACCAUCAACAAAACUCACAAAGUGUUUUGCCCCUCUUUUUGCCUACUCCUCACACAUAUACAGGCACUCCAGACCCUCAUAUAGUCCCCAUUAUUUCCUCACCUUCCGCUGAUAUACCACAUCCUUCAUCUCAAGAGUCACCAACACCAAUAUCUCUACCUCCUUUGUCCCAUGAUGCCACCCAAGAGGUCCCCACCCAACCUUCCACUACUUUUCCUCCCUCUCUCAAUGAAUCGACCAUCACUGCCUCUCCAGAUGACAAUACUUCGGACCCCACCUCAUCACCUCUUCCUAUCCCUACUAAUCCCAGACAGUCUACUCGACUCCGCCAACCACCAUCGUGGCAUAAAGACUACCACAUGUCCAACACUAUGUUUACCCAAGUGCAAUUAUCUGACUCUACGCCAACUCCUGUUAAAGGUCAUAGAGAGCCCACCUCAUAUGCCCAGGCUGCUCAGGAUCCUCUUUGGCAGCAAGCAAUGAAAGUUGAAUUAGAUGCCUUGCAACACAACAAAACUUGGAGUCUUGUUCCCUUGCCUGCCGGUCAGAAACCCAUUGGAUGGUACACUCAAGUGGCUGGCGUUGACUAUUUUGAGACCUUCUUACCCACUGCUAAACUUACCACUGUCCGCUGCCUCUUAUCCGUAGCAGCCUCUCGCAAUUGGUUUAUUCAUCAACUUGAUGUUCAAAACGCCUUUCUUCAUGGCGAUUUGGAGGAAGAGGUGUACAUGGUUCCUCCUCCUGGACUUUGCCGACAGGGGGAGAACUUAGUGUGUCGGCUCAACAAAUCUUUGUACGGUUUGAAACAAGCCUCUCGACAAUGGUUUUCUAAAUUUUCAAGUGCAAUACAAAAGGCUGGGUUUCACCAAUCACAAGCAGACUAUUCUCUUUUUACAAAGGUUCAUGGUAAUUCCUUCACUGUAGUUCUGAUUUAUGUGGAUGACAUAAUUCUUACAGGCAAUGAUCCACAAGAGAUGCAACUUCUGAAAGCAUUUCUACUCAAGCAUUUCCGUAUCAAAGAUCUUGGUCUUUUAGGGGCACGCCCUGAUAAAUUCCCAAUGGAGCAACACUUGAAACUCACUCCCACAAAUGGUGAUUUAUUAGAUGAUCCCACACGGUAUAGGAGAUUAGUGGGCAGAUUAAUCUACCUUACUGUGACGAGACCAGAUAUUCUAUACUCAGUACAGACCUUGAGUCAAUUCAUGCACCAGCCAAGAAAACCUCACUUAGAAGCAGCUUUUUGUGUUAUGAAGUUCAUUAAAGGCACUCCAGGUCAGGGAUUAUUUUUCCCAACUAAUAAUAAUCUCACAUUGAAGGCUUUUUGUGACUCGGAUUGGGCAAGUUGUCCUACCACAAGAAAAUCAAUUUCCGGCUACUGUGUCUUCCUUGGAGACUCUCUUAUUUCUUGGAAAUCAAAGAAGCAAUCAAAUGUUGCUCGUUCGUCUGCAGAAGCCGAAUAUCGAGCCAUGGCAGCCACUUGUUUGGAAUUAACUGGUUGCGUUAUAUAUUGCAAGAUUUGGGGGUAA
Messenger RNA from Prunus armeniaca (apricot), 2388 nucleotides. NCBI's taxonomy places the organism in Eukaryota, Viridiplantae, Streptophyta, Magnoliopsida, Rosales, Rosaceae. The record is from the annotation of a GenBank genome assembly.